Rotaria sp. Silwood2 is the source of this 558-nucleotide messenger RNA. Lineage: Eukaryota; Metazoa; Rotifera; Eurotatoria; Philodinida; Philodinidae. The record is from the annotation of a GenBank genome assembly.
AUGUCUCGUCGAAUACCUUCAUUUUCGGAUCUUAAUAUCCGUUCUGAGCAGCCAAUAAAACGUUUUAAAACAUCUGGAAUAUCUCUUGAUUCUUCAUCAUAUCGUAAUAUAUUUGAACAAUUUGAUGAUGUUCCACCAUCACCAACAUUAAUAACAACAAAUACAGAUAUAAAAAUUCCAAAAACAUUUGUAUCAAAAUUAUCAUCACAACAAUCUUCAUCAACAUCAUCAACAACAGCACGUUCAAUAAUGACAAAAAAACUUAAUCAACAAAAUGAUGAACUUUGGUCAAUGUUAUUUCAACCUAAAACACGUCAUGAUCUUAUUCUUCAUCCAAAAAAAAUUAAAGAACUUGAAGAUAUACUUCAAAGAUCAUGUGAAAUUGUUAAAACAAAUCAACGACCAUCUAAAUUAAUACUUAUUUCUGGUCCAUCUGGUUCUGGAAAAUCAACAUGUCUACGAAUAUUAGCUGCUUCAUUGAAUAUUAAUAUUGUUGAAUGGGAAACUCGAACAACAUCAACUUUAACAAGUACUGUACUAGAUGAACAACGAGGUUAG